AUGUGUUUAAUAUCGGCAACAGUGUAUAUAAUAAUUUCUGAAAAUUGGUUCAUUUGUAUUUAAAUAUGAAUGUCCUGUUGUUAUGAAUGUAACGUAGAAGUUCUUAUGUUUUUGUUAAGUUUAAUAGAUAAAUAACUAAAAUCAUGUAAAUUUUACACCCAUAACGUGAAAAUUUGUUUUAUUGUUGUUGAUUUUUAGCGUUUAUCAUGGCAGCGGCAGAGACUGUUAGUCCAGAUCCAGUUGUUUCAGUAGUUGGGCAGCCGACCAGAAUUUUCCCACCUAUUGAAACACCCACUCCUGAACCUACAAAAGAAAGUACAUUAGAAAACCUAAUGGAAAAAUUGAGAUCAAAAGUAGGGCAAUACAGGUCAUGGCCUGAAAUGUCUAAAUCUCUGAGAGUUGCUAUAACAGAAAAACGGCACCUUAUGAACAGUGGGGACAGAACACAACUACAAAGAGUAUUAGAUACCCUACAGAAAUCUAUAAAAGUAACAUCAUUGCAGUCAAUGGUUGAAAGGUUAGAAAGCAUUAGUAGGCAGGUACAAGGUGUCCGUUUUUCCAACAACUGCCCUUCUCCAGAAUUGUACAUAUACAAUGAUAUGUUUUAUGUUGAAAUUAUCUUAGAGCCUACUGGUGCAGUAAAGGAUGUUAAAAUAAAUCAUCAAGCUGACCCUACUGUAAUAGUGACAUGUCCUGAACUUGUAAAAGUUCUAAAGGCUGGGAAUUUUUCCGAGUUCACAAAACAUGUUGAAGGCCUAGCAUCUAUUUAUCAGUUGAAUGCAGAGAAGAUGCAAAAAUCGCAAGCAUUUCUUGCUCUUCAAGCCUUAGAAACAGAUCUUGGUAUGCUUGCUCAAUUAAAGAGCUCAAUAACAGAACCACGAAAUUUGGUACAUAAUUCACCUGUAGGAAUCCUUCAAAAAAGACGUGGUGGUUAUUCAUUGAAGCUAACAUAUUUCAUAUCGCCAUAUGAUCUACUAGAUGCUGAAACUAAAACAUCCAUUCCUUUAACUGCAGAAACUGUGAUAGAAAAAGGCCUUGGUCAGUCAGUUACGGUGUGCAUUGAGAGCUCUACUGCCCACAAACUCCAAACAACUUCAUUGAUAACUGUUACAAAAACUACAGAUGGCAGAAGUCAACCUCAGUUUGCUGCUUUGAGCAAUUUAAAUAGUACAAUACUACCAGCAAAUUUUGUAUUAAAAUUACCUAAACCAAUUCCGAUGGCAAUAAGUUUGGUGAAGGAUAUACAGAAUGUGACUAAUGCAAAAAUUCCUGAUUGUGGGGAUUUAUCUAAUGCACAGCCAUUAUUAUCUGUUAUCAUAAAUGAUGCCUCAAAUGGAAAACUUUCGGCUGGAGAUCAAGGUUUAUGGGUGACAUUACCUGAUCAAUAUCACUGUUACUUCUUGAAUUCCAGUCCUGAUCUUCAAGGUGUCAUGGUAUCAUCCAUUCCAUUUACUCAUCCCACUCAUGUGCCUCAAAUACUUGUCUUCUUGAGACAACAAAUGCUUUUUAAUACUGUGAUUAGUAGUUGUAUUCGCCCAGGGAGCAAAAAAGAUGCAGAAUCUCCAUUUAUGUUUGAAGGCAUGGCGUACUCAACAUCUCAUAUUCUGGUAUCAUUUGAGCAUCCUUUGGAAGAAUCAUUAGCGACUGUUGAUAUUGAUCUGAAGGACAUAAAUAAAGUUAGCUGUAAAAUUUAUACACUUAGUAGUGAUGCGACUAUGUGCACUGAUGAUUAUGCAAGUAAAGUUAUGCAGAGGUGUCUGUCUAUUCCUAUUACAAUGAGAGCAGUCAUUCGAAAAGCACAAGGACAGCAACAGCUGAUGAGGUCAUCGAAUCAGGGAGAUUCAUAUUGUGCUACUGUUAGCAGCAGUGGCUCUGUUACUUACCUUUCUCAUAUACCUAAUUAUGAGAACAGCCUUACUAAUGGUUCAACAUUUUCAGGUGGAGAUUUUUCUAAUUUAGCUUCUAGAAUGUGUAAUAAACCUUGUGAUGCCAACAGUUCGGGGAAAAUGGCAAAAAACUUGUCUGGCAGUCAAAAUUCUGAAAGCCAGAAUUUUGCUCAUUCAAAUUCUGAAAAUUCAAAUUUCAACUCUCAUGAUCUUGAAUCUGAUGCAUCUGUAUCAAAUUCCAAUAACAGUUCUAACAAUUAUACUUCUGAUAAUGAAAAAUCAAAAAACUCAAUGCAAAACAAAAAUUCGAAUUCAUCCAAUCAAUAUCAACAUAAUAAAAGACAUGCUAAUACAAUGCUCAUGAGCAUGCUCAGUGAUGUUCCCGCAGCAAAUGCCUCUAGUUCAUCUUUUCCAUUCCUUGGCAACAGUGAUAAUAAUAAUAGUUCCCUUACCGGAAGCAAAUCUCGUAAAAGGAAAAGGAGAUCUGAUAAUCGUAGUCCAGGUGGUUCCGUUGGACGAAGCCCAAAAAGGAAGUUGAGUGAAGAGGACUAUGUCAGGGACAGAUCCACUCCAGAUGGAGAAAUAUGUGAUAGUCCAUUAGCAUAUGAAGCUUGCAGUAGUCUACCUGCAUCUUUACCAUCAUCUUCUACUGAGCAGCAUAUGAGUCAUCCAGUUGGUUCUGUGGAGUCUCUAAUAAAAGCUGAACCUUCACCUGUGAAUUUUCCUCAAAGAUCUGCUAGCACUGAUAGCUACUUGAUGCAUGAGGAAUUUCAGUCCCAGCAUGUUUUAAAUGUAAAUGAUUCAAGUCGUAUGAGUGAAGGUGGUACAUCAAACAAUUCUGAACUUAUCAGAAAUUUUUCUCAAAUAAAAAAUCAAUAUUUUGGAUCUGAAAAUAUUCUUGAAAUGAAAGGAUAUCUUACUGCUUCAGAAGCUGCAAAUUAUCCUGAUCCAUCUUCAGUCACUAGUGAUGUUGAUAUGGAAGAUGACAAUUCUUUUAGUAUGGAUUCAAAUCCUCCUAAUACUGUGUCAGUAAAAUCAAACUCAAGUGAACGGCCAGCAAAGAAAAAGAAAUAUAAAGAAAGGGUUGAAAGUAUAUCUGAGAACAUUGAUUUAAAUAUCAUAAAGCAUGAAAAUAUUAGUAGCGAUGAAAGUAGCAUUGGUGAAAUGUCUCAAAAAUCAUUUAGUGAAGCAGAAAACAGUCAGUCUGAAGAUUCAUGUACAUCAUCAAAAUCUGCUGCAAGUCAUAUGUCUCAGCAAGUCUUUCUUGGAACUAGUUUAAAGAUUGCUAAAUCUGGUGAUGGUCAUAAAGUUUCUAAAAGUGAAACUAAAUUAAAGCAGAAAGAUAGCAAAAGAAGUGGUGUAGAAGGUUCUGAGAGCUCAGGAAAGAAGAAAAGUGAUGCUAAAAAGGAAAAGAAGCGUAGGAAAGCUGAAAAUUCAGGUAAUAUUUCUGGUAGAUCUCCAGUUCGACCAUUACAUUUGAAUAUAGAUUCUUCUCUUAUGCCUCCUCCAUCUUCCUCUUCUGAAACUUCUAUGAUGGUUUCUUCUUCUGAUACACAACCUAUUCGUCCAAUUACUCUUAAUGUUAAAACAUCUCCUAUAUCAUCAUCUAAUUCUAGUUAUCAGGCAAAAUCUCCUGUCUAUUCUAAAAAAUCUAGCUCCCUUAGUAGUACAUCUGGUAAUGUAUCUAAAAGCAGUAGCUCUAAAACUAGUUCUGAAAAGGCUGUAAAGCCAUCCCCACCAAGGUCAUCUCAUUUUCCUUCCAUAAAAGUUACUAGUUCUGAAUCUGAGUCAAAAAGAAGUUCUGGGCCUACUACAGUUAAAAUUCAAAGUAAACAUAAGCAAAGUUCAAGCAGUAAAAGUAAUUCUAGCAGUAGUGGAUCUACCCAUUCAGGUGGCCGCUCAUCACCUAGUAAAGUGAAAUCUGCUACUCUUAAGUUUAAGAAUUAUCCUGUCCCUUCAUCAGUUACAUUGACACCUAUUGUAACAAAAGUAACUUCUUCACCUACUUCUAUAUCUGCCUUACCUUCAUCUGAUUCUUUGGUUAUGCAAACUUCAGUUUUAAAUCCGUCAUCACCAACAGGAAAGAGUAGUUCAAGUAAUUCAAAAUUGAAUAAAUCUGUUGUACGUUCCCGAUCUCUAAAUGCAGUUAUUGAUAAACUGAAAGUAUCGGCCUCUAAUGCUCAGUACAGCAUACCAGAUGGACUAGACAAUUCUAAGUGUGAAGGUGGUACAAGAUCUGAAUCUGUGGUUGAUAGGAAAGAUUCAAAAUUAGAAAGAAAAGAAAACUGCAAAGAAUCAAGAGAUUCUUUAAACUUAUCUAAAGGAAGUGAAAGUAAAUCAAAGUAUUCCAGCUCUGAACAAUUUACAGUAAAGCAAAGCUCUCAAGGAAUCAAACUGACAGUAACUAAAACCCGAUCUGGUGAUGGAAGCUCCAAAUCCAGUAAAUCAAAGCAGUCAAAUAAAAGUUCAUCUGCUGUCACAUCAAGUAGUUCAUCCAGUGUUGGCAAAGCUACAAGUUCAUCAGGGAACAGUAGCACUUCAAAAAGUGGAAGUGCUUCUCCAGCAUCAAAAAAGAUAUAUUCAUCAUCCAAUGUCAAUGUUUCUACAAAAGUUUCUACUUCUAGUAGUAGUCAGCCCAAACAGAAUCCAACCACAUCUCAGAAAAUAUCUUCACCAUCAAGUGCAUCUGCCAUGUCACCUAGAACUGCUAAUUCUGCUAAUAACCUCUCCAAAUCCAUUUCAAAGCAUAUUACAUCAUCAUCUCAAAGCAAAGUCAGUGGAUCUGGUAAAGUAUUUGACAAAACUGAUAAAAAAUCUGUUAGUGACUUAAAAGUUGCCUCAAGUGAAAUAAAAGACAGUGUAUCUACUAGCAGUGUAAAUCUUAUUACAAGCCUUAUGCCUCCACCUGCUCCAAGUAAACCUGUUAGUGAGUCAAGCCGCUCCUCAUCUAGUGGGAGUACCCCUAAAAGAAUUGAAGAUAGCUCUCGUCAGUCGCCAAGACUUACUCCCACCAGAGAUACUGCAUUAGAUGAAUUAGAUAAUGAGAGAGCUUUUCGAAUGCUUUUAAGUCAAUCGAAAAAUGAAUCUGCCAACGGAUCAGAUCAGAGUAAUCUAACUUGUAGAUCAUCUCAGAUGCUUCAGGCUCCAGUUGAUUAUAGUAAAGAUUAUUCCAAAAUGGAAAUGAUUAAAUCAGAAUUGGAGGAGAAGGGACAGUGGGUGUCAAGCAGUAGUGACAUAAAAGCAACUAAUGCAAAUUUAAAGCAUAAUCAAGAACAAAUGCUUUUAGAUGAAGCAAACUGUAUACCAAUGAAUGAUCUUGAAUGCAAACUCAAUGCACAGAUGGAAGUUUCUUCAAGCAAGCAUGACACCAUUGUUAAUGCAAAUGUUGUUUCUUCAACCGAAGAAAUGAACAAACAGUUAGCUCCUCAGUUGAAACCUAUGAAACAAUCAAAGCGGCCAGCUGGACCUUGUAACGAAGAUAGCAGUCCAGAUGAGUGUUUAGUUAUUGACUGUGAUAAUGAUGAGAAGUGGUCCAGUCCAUGCUUAGAAUCUAGCAUUGUUUUAAAUGUUUUAGAUGAUAAACUUGAGAAAUCUGAAAUGUCACCAAGUACUUUUGCACUGAAUCAAUCAUCUCUCAUAAAAUCCCCUGCACAAAUUCUGACAUCCUCCAAUCAUUCAUUAGCUAGACCUAUAUCUUAUGCAAUAGAUGAUGACCUAAUGAAUGAAGCUGUGAUGCCCAUUGAAAAAUGACUUUCAUUUGUUUGUCCUUCAUUUCUUGUACAUAAAAAUUACACUUGUUAAAAUACAUUUCAUCAUUCAUUGACAUUUUUAUAGCUAUUUUCUGGUGCCUGAAGUUUAAGUGCAUUUACAUAUUGUGUUAAAACACAAUGUAAUAUGCAGAAUAUUUUGUGGACAUCUUUAUUUUGCUGAAGUGUGUGUUAGUCGUGUCUUUCUGUUAAACCGAUUUUUUUUUUCUCUCCAUAUGAUGUUAUUUUAAUGCUCAAAGUUUCAUGACUUUUGUACAGUUUUAAUUUAUAUUCUUUGGACAAUUUAAAUUAUGAAUUUUAACUUUGGGAAGGAUGUACUUAGGUAUAUAUAUGUAUAUGCAAAUCUCUGCAUUAAGAGUACUUAAGGCAAAACUGCAGAUAUACAUAUGCUCCUUAUUACUUUUUUAAUACUUUCUAGCAUUAAAUAUUGAAAAUUUUAUUUGUGGUUUGAGUCCACAAGUUUAUACUGUUUUACAAGGUUUUGGUAUAAAUUUAUAUUUUUAAGAAUAUACAAUUUUAAAAGGUUAAUAAAAGUUAAUUUUUAGGUUUAAAAUUUGAUUAUUUUUUUAACAAAAUUCAGGAUAUGUGGAAAAAAUUUAAAUAUAAUUAUAUGUUGAGCAUAUUAAUGGUUUUAACAUUUUCAAAUCUGUGAGUAAUUCAGAAGCAGAUAAAACAUAUUUUGGUAUUUCAGUAAAUUCAUAUAAUAUGUGUACAUAAGCAACAUUUAGAUUAAUGAAAAAUAAAAAUAAUAGCUGUUCAUUGAAAUAUUAUGCAUUGUUUUUCUCCUGGAGGUUGAUUUGCUGUGUUUACUUAUUUUCUUGGACAGUACUCUAGUCACUAGAUUAAUAGGAUUCAUCAUUCUGAGGGCUAGGAUUUGAUGAUGUUGUACAUUGCUGGUUUUGAAUAUGUUUUUAAUGUGAAUUUUGUCUUCAUUUACAAUAAAUUUUCUUCUGGUUGUCAUUUUAAAAAGUUGAGUUACUUUUCCUGUAUUAAAUUUGAGGAACCUUUUGGAGGAGGACGUUUUUUUUUUUUUUUUUUU
This is a messenger RNA of Argiope bruennichi, 6692 nucleotides long. It is a transcript of the gene MED1, whose product is annotated as mediator of RNA polymerase II transcription subunit 1-like. Gene Ontology annotation, molecular function: transcription coregulator activity. Bases 207 to 5636 code for a protein of 1809 amino acids. Gene Ontology annotation, cellular component: mediator complex. The record is from RefSeq and is a predicted model, not a curated record. Gene Ontology annotation, biological process: regulation of transcription by RNA polymerase II. NCBI's taxonomy places the organism in Eukaryota, Metazoa, Arthropoda, Arachnida, Araneae, Araneidae. The transcript is spliced from 18 exons.